GUCGGUAUAGCAAAGCAGGUGGUGGUGUUGUGUAACAUUUUCUUCUGAAUUUUAUCAAAAACAAUCCCAGAACAUGCUAAGUUAUAAAUAUUACGAUUCUCCAGAAGGUCACGAUAUCUACAAAAAAGCUUUCGUCACUUCCAAAUAUGCUGCCUUAUCAGGUUUUGGUGCUGCUACGUUCGACGUUCUUAUGUACUCCCAUCCAAAGGGUAUAAUAAACACUGCUGGAAGAUACUUAUGGUACCUUGGCCCUCUGGUAGGAAUGGCAUCUGCGUUUAGCGUCACUGCUAACGUUGCCCAAAAUAUUAGAGGCAAAAAUGAUAAACUAAAUUACUUUCUUGGUGGUGUGGCUGCUGGUUCAGUCUAUGGCGCUUGGCAAAGAUCUCUUACAGCCGGUGUCCCAGUGGCCGUUGUUCUGGGAGCCAUAGCGGUUGUCAAGAAAACUGGUAUUGAUGAAGGAUGGACCUUUAUACCAGACAUACCGCAAGCAACGAAAACGAUACAGUCUGUAAGGCACGAUUGGACUUACUCAAAAGAUGUUGAAGAACUAAAGACCUGGACCACAGGUUCCAACUGAACACCAUUGAGUCACAAUGUUGGUAAUGUAAAUAAAAUCCAGACUAUGUAAUUAAAC
This is a messenger RNA of Chilo suppressalis (striped riceborer), 634 nucleotides long. NCBI's taxonomy places the organism in Eukaryota, Metazoa, Arthropoda, Insecta, Lepidoptera, Crambidae. The record is from the annotation of a GenBank genome assembly.